AUGGACUCUGACGAGUCCGACUUUUACGGGGACGAUGAGAUCGUCGCCGACCUAGAGUCUCGGGUUACGUCAUUUGACGUUUCUCAGUGGUGGGAAGAGAGGAAUGCGGCGGCGGCCUCCAUCUCGGUGAUGGACAGAAAAGUCAAGAAGGAGCCUCUUGACAGCACUAAACUCCACAAUCCGUACGCCGGUGUUCCCUACGCGUGGCAGUUGACUGAGACCGUCAACGACUUCUUGGGUCGUCUCCCUCCCGAGACGACGGAGCACAGCGAGCGGCUCCCGUGGAUUUUCGUAUGCAAUCCGUACAUCCGCAGGAAGGACAGGUUCAAUGCGCAGAAUCAGCGGAGCAGAGGCAAUGAGGAUGAAGCACCCGAGGAAGAGGGCUCGCGACUUGAUACUCUCAUCGAGGGGGGCUCGGAGAGAUUAGAUAUCCUCCUCAACUACAAGCAAGGCCUGGAGAAGACCACCAAGUCCAAAGCAAUGCAGGCAAAAUUGCUGAGGCAAGAACAAGAAGAUGCCACCCGAGAUAUCAUGAGCCUCGCACACAUGUGUAAGAUCAAGGCCGGGAAGGCAAGUGUUCGACAAGGCCUGCGCCUGAUUCUCGUCAAACAGUGGAUGCUCUUCUGUCAGCCUAAGGAUGUCAACGAAGUCUGGAACGUCAUAGCAAGGGCCACAGCGAAUAACGAACUAGGCAUUGCCGCAAAAGUUGCCCCUUGGAAUCCGUAUACGGAUCCUACCGGUCGGAAAGACCGGAUUGUAUGCGUUUAUACGGCCGACUUCAGCGACAUGGCAGAUGUCACUCGGGUCCUGCGUCGGCUGAGAGAGCUCAAGCUCGUUGAGGCCAUAAGACGUCCUAUUUACUAUAAACCAGGUUCGUAG
Messenger RNA from Colletotrichum fioriniae, 879 nucleotides. Lineage: Eukaryota; Fungi; Ascomycota; Sordariomycetes; Glomerellales; Glomerellaceae. The record is from RefSeq and is a predicted model, not a curated record.